UGCCACAUCAGUUGCGGUGCCACAUCAGCAGGUCACGACAGUGCAGUAUCACUUCAGCAGUGCCACGUCAGCAGUACCACGUCAUUGACACCGUACACCUAACUGCAGCUUAUGCUCCGACGCAGCAACCGCAUUGCAGCACGGGAAGGGUGGGCAGCCGCAGCAGAACAGCAGCUACCUCUGCCCCACCGCUCUGAAAUGGACACCCAGGGCAACCCCACGGUGGACAAUGCCGCAUCCGGCAGUCCACGGGAGGCGUGCAGUUUGAACCCCCCGGGCCCACAGGCCCAACAGGAGGGUUCCACUGCGACUUCGGUGGGAACCAUCAACGCUGCACCAGUCCGGCAGCAAGGAGAGACCAUGACGGCUUUCCUGGCCCGCCUGGGCACCUAUAUGCAGCAAGUCCAAGAGGAGCAGCAACGAGAGGCGGCAGCCGAACCAGCACGCCUUAAUGCCAUUGCACGCGCAGAAGAGCAACGAAGCCGGCAGCAAGCUGACGCAGCUGCCAACCACAACCAAGCUCGAAGAGAUGCCGCGUCUGUCCUCAUGCAGCAGGAAGCCGCUCAUACCGCCGCAUUCCAAGCAUGGCAUGUUGAUCCGGCGGAAGCGACGGAACCAACUACAGAGGACCAGACUAUGUCAGCUCUCGCCAGCAUGAUGCACCAAGUCAUCCUCACUUAUAACUGGCAACAAGUGGAGCUGGCCCGGCAGGCACGUACCAUAACUGAGUACGAGGAGACUCUCAAGAGCCUCCACGCCCGCCUUGACAUGCUGGAGAAGGAUGACGUGCCGCACAGGCACACGGCAUCGUCAAGCAUUGAUCCAUCGAUCCGGGAGUUGGAAGGACGGCUGGAUCACCUAGUUGUGAUGAUCGGCAACUUGAACAGUUUCCGACACCCGACGACCAUCAGCCAGCAAAUAGCCUCCCUACAAGCGAAUCUGUGUCAAUGGCAGCAGCAACCAACUGGGACCUGCAACAAUGUGACGUCGAAACAAUUCAAGAUGCCGAAGUUCAACAUCGACAAAUUUGAUGACUACCACAAGGCGGACCCCAUCAGUUGGUGGCAAGGGUUUACCAAUGAGCUCUCCAUCCACAUGGUCCCGCCCGAGUCGAAGAUCUCAGCGCUUUACCUCUGCAGCACCGGUGCCAGCCAAGUGUGGCUCAACCACCUGGCUCAAACCGAGGGCGUCAAAGUCUCUAAGCUUCACACCAAGAUCACUUGGGAGGCCAUAACUGAGAAGUGGCGGACGAUGCUCAAGGCAAAGGCGUGAACCGGAUCUUCAGCAUGCAUCAAGGCAGCCAGCCAACACGCGAAUGGCUAGCCGAGU
This is a messenger RNA of Chara braunii, 1329 nucleotides long. The record is from the annotation of a GenBank genome assembly. Lineage: Eukaryota; Viridiplantae; Streptophyta; Charophyceae; Charales; Characeae.